Messenger RNA from Fusarium subglutinans, 1443 nucleotides. Its product is annotated as citrate synthase. The record is from RefSeq and is a predicted model, not a curated record. The coding region runs from base 1 to 1443 and encodes 480 amino acids. Gene Ontology annotation, biological process: tricarboxylic acid cycle; carbohydrate metabolic process. NCBI's taxonomy places the organism in Eukaryota, Fungi, Ascomycota, Sordariomycetes, Hypocreales, Nectriaceae. The transcript is spliced from 5 exons. Gene Ontology annotation, cellular component: mitochondrial matrix.
AUGGACAAUUCAUUCUCGCCCGUUAUCAAAAGAUGCCGCCAGAUCAUUCGUUCAUUGGUUUUAUCAGGCGCAUGGGUCUAUCAGAAAGCAAUGGGCCACGCCGACAACUCGAUUUCAUCUGGUAUACUCAGCGUCACCGACAGUCGGACUGGCAGAAGCUAUAACAUUCCAAUUAGGAACAAUGCUGUCAAAGCUCUGGACUUUAUUCAAAUCACAACGGCAGGCUUUGGUGCUGAGGUAGCCGAUCACUAUGACAACAGCCUCCGCGUUCUCGACAAGGGGCUAUGGAAUACUGCUGUUACCGAGACAUCUAUCACCUACAUUGAUGGUAAAGCUGGCCAUAUGCAGUAUCGAGACAAGACUAUUGAUGAGCUCUUCCACAACAACAACUAUGAGGAGGUGGUUCAUCUUAUUAUCUGGGGAAGUCUUCCUACACAAGAACAGAAGAUGAAUCUUCGUCGCAAACUUGCUUCCCACAUGAAACCACCACAAUCAGUAGAAAAUGCAAUCAAAGCCUUUCCUCCAGAUGGACUGACCCAUCCCAUGCUUUUGGCUGGCAUUGCUGCGUUUGCAGCUCAUGACAAGGGGUCUCAAGCGGUGCAUAGAUCGAGCGAGCCUGCAUAUCUGGGAAACAUGGAAGAAGUUGACGAUGCCAUUAUUAGGACACUGGCUGCACUAGCCACCACUGUCGCUAUGGUAUACUGCUAUCGCAGAGGUCGCCCUUUCACCCAAGCUAACCCGGAUGAGUCAUACACCGGAAACAUUCUGCUCAUGAUGGGUCUUACGGAAGAAGGCAGUAGCAGCACUCCAAACCGCAAGAUUGAACAUUGUCUCGAGCGCCUCUGGGUUCUUAACGCCGAUCAUGGAAUGACCAAUUCAACUGCUGUCUUCCUCGCCGCAGCUUCCACGUUGCAGGAUCCUCUAUCGUGUACCGUUGCCGCCGUGGCCUCAGCAUACGGGCCUCUUCAUGGAGGCGCUGUUGAGAUGGCCUACAAGGAGUUCGAAAGGGUGCAAUGCGUCGAAAACGUGCCCCAGCUUAUUUCUGACGUCAAAGCCAAGAAGUACCGUCUGUUUGGGUACGGGCAUCGCAUUUACAAGGUCAAGGACCCUCGAGGGCAGCUUGUCCGCCAGCUUAUCGAAGAGUACAAGGAGGAUGUCUACAAGAACUCGUUUCUCAGAGUGGCUAUGGAGAUUGACCGUGUUGCUGAGGAGGACUCGUACUUCAUCUCGCGAAACCUCAAGGCCAAUGCAGAUCUUUACGGCUGCUUCUUGUACACUGCCUUGGGCAUUGAAACUGAUACUAUUCUGUCACUUUCUUGUUUGUCACGUUCCCCUGGAGUUAUGGCUCAUUGGCGAGAAAGUAUGGCUCAAUCACCCGCAAUAUGGCGGCCUCAGCAUAUUUUUACUGGCACUAUAGCCGCGGAUAAUAAUUGUAAAAUCUAG